Molecule: messenger RNA, 894 nt
Organism: Bursaphelenchus xylophilus (pine wood nematode)
Lineage: Eukaryota; Metazoa; Nematoda; Chromadorea; Rhabditida; Aphelenchoididae
Source: the annotation of a GenBank genome assembly
AUGUUCACAGUAACGGCGUUCCGCACCAUGUUCUUGGUUGUCUUCGUAGUUUUUGGUGAGUUUAUGAGCUAUGACAUUCAAAAUAAUUCUCAAACAAAACCUUGAACAAAGUUUAUAGAGGUUUUAGUCAUAAAACUGCAUCAUACUAUGCAAAAAUCAGCGAAGAUUUCAAUUUAGGGCUAAAAUACGAUGACUUUUUGUCUGAAGCAUCUUUCUUAAUAAUCCAUUGAGUUCACAAUGUGAGCGUCAAGUCAUAAUGUCACUUUGCUUUGCCCUUUUACCUUUUUUUUACCUAAAUUCCUUGAUUUAUUUGCUCUCUGCAAAAUUUCGGAUUCAAUUCCGCACGAUGCCUGAAGCCCUGAGGGACAUUGCUUAAACUAUGAAUUCAAGAUACGUAGAAACAGUUAAGAAAGUGAAAACCUGUCACAUGUUGUAAACAAGUCUAUUUAUGUAGAUUACGUUUAAGAACGAAAUGUAAUUAAAUUACGGUUUAACAAGGGGGUUUUUUUGCAUCGAAAAUAAGAUGUAUACUGUAAAGGAGGGCAAUUUCUAUGGGAUAUCGUAUUGGGAGAAUGUGAAUAGUAACUAAAAUUAAGGAAAAAUCAUGUUUUUUAGAGGCUUCUCUAUAUUAUUAUCUAUGACAAUACUGCAAACUCUUGAUGAAUUGGACACUAUAUCCAGCCGAAACUCAGACUAUGAAACCUCUAAAACUCCCAAAUUUCAGUGUGCAUCAGCUUCUCGUCAGCACUCCCCGCGCCCGCUGGCUACGGCUACGAUUUGGCCCCAUCGGCCUUCGAGUUCCCGCAGUUGAAUAUGGCCAAGAAAUGGAGCCGACUGGAGCCCUCCAUCCGCUUCUUCAAACGCUCCCAAUUUGACUCGGACUUUGACAAUUAA